UUGAUAUUCACUUCAACACCUGUAGUGUAAAGACCAAUAUAAUUUGCCAAAGAAAAAAGAACAAAGACCCAGAAGCAAGAAUCACAAUCUUGAUUUAGUUGUCAAUGGAAAGUUCUUAUCUUUAUAGAGCUAGUAACAGUUUCAGAACAGGCAGUACUUUUUCUUUAAGCAGGAGAAGCAAUGGUUUAGAAAUGUUUGCACCAUCUUCUAGAAGAGAAGAAGAUGAUGAAGAGGAUUUGAAAUGGGCUGCAAUAGAGAGAUUGCCUACCUAUGACAGGUUAAGAAAGGGUGUAUUAACUACAAUGACUGGUGGUGCUAGUGAGAUUGAUAUACGCUCUCUUGGAUUGCAAGAAAGGAAGAAUUUGCUUGAAAGAUUGGUGAGAGUAGCUGAAGAAGAUAAUGAGAAAUUCUUGUUGAAGCUCAAGAAUCGUAUUGACAGAGUUGGAAUUGAUAUUCCCACAAUUGAAGUCCGAUUUGAGCAUCUAAAAAUUGAAGCAGAAGCUUACGUAGGGAGCAGAGCUUUGCCUACAUUCUUCAACUACUCUGUUAAUAUUCUAGAGGGUAUUUUGAAUUAUUUCCAUAUUCUUUCAAGCAGAAAGAAACACCUGCAUAUCCUUAAAGAUGUGAGUGGUAUAAUCAAGCCAUCAAGAAUGACAUUGCUUUUGGGUCCUCCAAGUUCCGGUAAGACCACACUCUUGUUGGCUUUGGCUGGAAAGCUUGAUCCCACUUUAAAGUUUUCAGGGAGAGUGACUUACAAUGGACAUGACUUGGAUGAAUUUAUACCCCAAAGAACUGCUGCCUAUAUCAGUCAACAUGAUCUUCAUAUAGGAGAAAUGACUGUAAGGGAAACCUUGGCUUUCUCUGCAAGAUGCCAAGGAGUUGGAACCCGUUAUGAUUUGUUAGCAGAGCUGUCAAGAAGGGAGAAAGCAGCAAAUAUUAAGCCUGAUUCUGAUAUUGAUGCCUUUAUGAAGGCAGCCGCAACAGAAGGUCAAGAGGCUAGUGUCAUAACAGAUUAUAUUCUGAAGGUUUUAGGAUUGGAAGCCUGUGCAGAUACAAUGGUAGGAGAUGAAAUGUUGAGAGGCAUUUCUGGUGGACAAAGGAAGCGUGUUACAACGGGUGAGAUGCUAGUUGGACCAGCAUUAGCAUUGUUUAUGGAUGAGAUUUCUACUGGUUUAGACAGCUCGACAACUUACCAGAUUGUGAACUCACUCAAGCAAUAUGUUCAAAUUCUUAAGGGAACUGCUUUCAUUUCUCUCCUUCAGCCAGCACCAGAGACUUAUGAUCUCUUUGAUGACAUUAUUCUCCUCUCUGAUGGCCUAAUAGUGUACCAGGGUCCUCGCGAACAAGUUCUUGAGUUUUUUGAAUUCAUGGGCUUCAGGUGUCCUGAAAGAAAAGGUGUAGCAGACUUCUUGCAAGAAGUGACAUCAAGGAAAGAUCAGAUGCAGUAUUGGGCAAGUAAAGACGAACCUUACAGAUUUAUCACUGUCAAGGAAUUUGCUGAGACAUUUGAGUCAUUCCAUGUUGGAAGGAGACUUGGACAGGAUCUUUCAACUCCAUUUGAAAAGGCCAAGAGCCAUCCAGCUGCUUUGACAACCAAAAAUUAUGGUGUCAAUAAGAAGGAGCUACUUAAAGCUUGUUUCUCAAGAGAAUUCCUACUUAUGAAGAGGAACUCAUUUGUCUUUGUUUUCAAGUUCUGUCAACUGACAAUACUGGCGUUGAUUACAAUGACACUCUUCCUUCGGACUGAGAUGCAUCGAAAUUCAGUAAUAGAUGGAGGAAUUUAUGCAGGUGCUUUGUUCUUCAUUGUUAUUCUAGUAUUGUUUAAUGGCAUGGCAGAGAUUUCCAUGACCAUUGCAAAGCUGCCUGUAUUCUACAAGCAAAGAGAACUCCGAUUCUAUCCUGCAUGGGCUUAUGCUCUUCCCACAUGGAUCCUUAAAAUCCCUAUCACAUUCAUAGAAGUUGCAAUUUUGGUAUUCACGACAUACUAUGUCAUUGGGUUUGAUCCAAAUGUAGGAAGGUUGUUUAGGCAAUACCUCUUGCUCAUAAUUGUUAAUCAGAUGGCUUCUGGAUUAUUCCGAACCAUAGCUGCAACAGGAAGGAACAUGACUGUAGCUAACACCUUUGGCUCAUUCAUACUGCUGUUGCUUUUCAUUUUGGGCGGAUUUAUCUUGUCACGAGAUAACAUAAAGAAGUGGUGGUUGUGGGGUUACUGGAUAUCUCCGAUGAUGUAUGGGCAAAAUGCAAUUGUAGUUAAUGAGUUCCUGGGACAUAGUUGGAGUCAUGUUCCCCAAAACUCAACAGAAACAUUGGGAGUUCAAGUUUUGAAGUCUCGAGGAUUCUUCACUGAAACAUAUUGGUACUGGCUAGGAGUAGGGGCAUUGCUUGGAUUCACAAUACUAUUCAACUUCUUAUACACUCUGGCUCUCACUUUUCUGAAUGCAUUUGACAAGCCUCAGGCUGUUGCACAAAAAGAACCUGAAGACAAUGAAACUGAUAGAACAGAAGACAUUCAUUUGACUAACCAUGGAAGUAGCUCUAGUAACCAAACUAACAGAGGCUUUGGACCCAGCUCUUCACACAACAAGAAGAAAAAAGGAAUGGUUCUUCCAUUUGAACCACAUUCCAUUGCAUUCGAUGAAAUUACAUAUUCUGUUGACAUGCCUCAGGAAAUAAAAAAUGAGGGCGUCCAUGAACAUAAAUUAAUACUCCUAAAGGGUGUAAGUGGUGCUUUCAGGCCAGGUGUUCUAACAGCUCUCAUGGGUGUUAGUGGCGCUGGUAAAACUACUCUAAUGGAUGUGCUAGCCGGUAGAAAAACUGGGGGAUAUAUUGAAGGAAGUAUAAAAAUUUCUGGGUAUCCAAAGAAGCAAGAAACAUUUGCUAGAAUUUCUGGAUACUGUGAGCAAAAUGAUAUCCAUUCUCCACAUAUUACUGUUUAUGAGUCAGUGCUAUUCUCCGCCUGGCUUCGUCUACCUCCUGAAGUAGACAGUGAAACUAGAGAGAUGUUUGUUGAGGAAGUCAUGGAGCUUGUGGAACUGAAUCCAUUGAGGCAAGCCUUAGUUGGAUUGCCGGGUGUAAAUGGUCUGUCAACUGAACAACGCAAGCGUCUAACAAUUGCAGUUGAGCUAGUAGCAAACCCGUCAAUUAUUUUUAUGGAUGAGCCAACUUCAGGAUUAGAUGCAAGAGCUGCAGCCAUAGUCAUGAGAACAGUUAGAAACACGGUAGAUACUGGAAGAACGGUUAUAUGCACCAUCCAUCAGCCUAGCAUUGAUAUAUUUGAAACUUUUGAUGAGUUAUUCCUGUUGAAGCGAGGUGGACAAGAGAUAUAUGUGGGACCACUAGGUCAUCAUUCUUGCCAGUUAGUCAAGUAUUUUGAGGGAAUUGAAGGAAUCAGCAAAAUCAAAGAUGGCAAUAAUCCAGCAACUUGGAUGUUGGAAGUUACAACAGCAGCACAAGAAGUAGCUUUGGGGGUUGAUUUUGCUGAUAUAUACAAAAAUUCAGAGUUGUAUAGAAGAAACAAAGAACUUAUUAAGGAUUUAAGCAAGCCUGCUCCUGGUUCAAAAGACCUUUAUUUCCCUACCCAGUAUGCGAGAUCGUAUUUUGCUCAAUUCUUGGCAUGCUUAUGGAAACAACAUUUAUCAUAUUGGUGCAAUCCUCCAUACACUGCAGUGAGAUUUCUCUUUACAACCUUCAUAGGCCUAAUCUUUGGAACAGUGUUCUGGAAUCUUGGCUCCAAAAUGACAAAGCAGCAAGAUCUUUUUAACGCAAUGGGGUCAAUGUACGCUGCUGUUCUCUUCCUUGGCAUACAAAAUGCAUCAUCCGUGCAGCCUGUGGUAGCUGUGGAACGAACAGUUUUUUACAGAGAAAGAGCAGCCGGAAUGUAUUCUGCCUUGCCAUAUGCCUUCGGACAGGUUGCGAUUGAACUUCCAUAUAUCUUUGUGCAAGCUGCAGUGUAUGGUGUUAUAGUCUAUGCAAUGCUAGGAUUCGAAUGGAACGUCUCCAAGUUCUUUUGGUAUUUAUUUUUCAUGUACUUCACAUUGUUAUACUUCACCUUCUAUGGCAUGAUGGCUGUGGCAGUAUCACCAAACCACCAGAUUGCUUCAGUAAUUUCUUCUGCAUUUUAUGCAAUAUGGAACUUGUUUUCUGGGUUCAUAAUUCCAAGGCCUCGGAUGCCUGAGUGGUGGAAAUGGUACAGUUGGAUAUGUCCAGUAGCUUGGACACUGUAUGGACUGGUAGCAUCACAAUUUGGAGAUAUCAAAGAGAAACUUGAAACAGGUGAAACAGUGGAAGAUUUUGUGAGAGAAUAUUUUGGUUUCAGACAUGAGCUUCUUGGAGUAGUAGCAACUGUAGUGUUUGGAUUUUCUGUGCUUUUUGCGUUUGCUUUUGCAAUUUCCAUAAAGUUGUUUAAUUUCCAGAGACGAUGAUAUAAUUUCCUCUGGUUUCUGUGUAAGUCUGCCAAAGAGCUAAUGUAAUGUCAUAAUGGUUAAAUGUCUUUCAGAAA
This is a messenger RNA of Jatropha curcas, 4498 nucleotides long. Its product is annotated as pleiotropic drug resistance protein 1. Gene Ontology annotation, molecular function: ABC-type transporter activity; ATP binding; ATP hydrolysis activity. The record is from RefSeq and is a predicted model, not a curated record. Lineage: Eukaryota; Viridiplantae; Streptophyta; Magnoliopsida; Malpighiales; Euphorbiaceae. Gene Ontology annotation, cellular component: membrane.